UAUCUAUUUGCAGCUUUAAACUUUAAUUGGGAAAUACUGAGUACUUCCCUUCUAAAAAGGUCAACAAUUGCUUUGCCUUAAGGAACAAGGGAAGUCACCAGGAGAGUGAUGAGGUAGGGCUGGACUACCAAGUAACCUAGAAGCAUAGAGGUAUCUGGGAAGUGUGUGUGUGUGUGUGUGUGUGUGUCUUGUGUGUGUGUCUUGUGUGUGUGUGUGUGUGUGUCUUGUGUGUGUGUCUUGUGUGUGUGUCUUGUGUGUGUCUUGUGUGUGUCUGUGUUGGGGAUCGGGGGAGGUGGUUCCUGCUUUGGUCGCCAACCGGGAGAAGCAGUACAAGCCUAUGGGAGGUCAUUAUGCCAAUAAUGAAUCUUGUCUUGGUUUGGAGGGAAUUUUCAACGCUGGAUUGUUUAGUAUUAGUCAGACUCCUGUAGUUAAGAGUGGUCUAACAUUAACUUAAUUAAAACACCAGUCAGAUACACGUGAAGACUAAGGCGUGAGAGUCUCGGCGCAGGCUGGCGGACAGUCAGAACCCAGAGGCGGUCAGCUCCCCGGACGCUCCCCACGACCGGCAGGCGAACCUCUUUCUCAUUGGCCACCGCCCGGCAGCCUCGGGCGCCCAUUGGCCCGCCCCGACUCCCGCUUCUAUAAGAGGCGGACAGCGGGAAUCCGCGGACAGACCCAGCUCACCGCUAGUGGCGCCCAAGGCAACCCUCCCUUAGACACCCCCAAAGAAAGGGAGUCUGAUGCAAAGCCUCUCAGCAUCUCAUCUCAUCACCUCCACCCAAGCCCAGGACUAAGACCUUGGGUACCAGGUUACAACUGACAAAGAGGCAUAGGGCCUAGUAGUUCAGAUCCUGUCGAUAGUCCAGAGAAGUAUACCAAAUUCAUUAUGAUUGAAGACAAUAAGGAAAACAAAGACCAUUCCUUAGAAAAGGGAAGAGCAACUCUCAUUUUUUCCUUAAAGAAUGAAGUUGGAGGGCUUAUAAAAGCACUGAAAAUUUUCCAGGAGAAGCAUGUGAACCUAUUACAUAUCGAGUCCCGAAAAUCAAAAAGAAGAAACUCAGAAUUUGAGAUUUUUGUUGACUGUGAUAUCAAUAGAGAACAAUUGAAUGAUAUUUUUCAUCUGUUGAAGUCUCAUACUAAUGUUCUCUCUGUGAACCUACCAGAUAAUUUUACUGUGAAGGAAGAUGGUAUGGAAGCUGUUCCUUGGUUUCCAAAGAAGAUUUCUGACCUGGACCAUUGUGCCAACAGAGUUCUGAUGUAUGGAUCUGAACUGGAUGCUGACCAUCCUGGCUUCAAAGACAAUGUCUACCGUAAAAGACGAAAGUAUUUUGCAGACUUGGCUAUGAACUAUAAACAUGGAGACCCCAUUCCUAAGGUUGAAUUCACUGAAGAGGAGAUUAAGACCUGGGGAACCGUGUUCCGAGAGCUUAACAAACUUUACCCAACCCAUGCCUGCAGGGAGUAUCUCAAAAACUUACCUCUGCUUUCUAAAUACUGUGGAUACCGGGAAGAUAAUAUCCCACAACUGGAAGAUGUCUCAAACUUUUUAAAAGAGCGCACAGGUUUUUCCAUCCGUCCUGUGGCUGGUUACUUAUCACCAAGAGAUUUCUUAUCAGGUUUAGCCUUUCGAGUUUUUCACUGUACACAGUAUGUGAGACACAGUUCAGAUCCCCUCUAUACCCCAGAGCCAGAUACCUGCCAUGAACUCUUAGGUCAUGUCCCUCUUUUGGCUGAACCUAGUUUUGCUCAAUUCUCCCAAGAAAUUGGCCUGGCUUCUCUUGGAGCUUCAGAAGAGGCUGUUCAAAAACUGGCAACGUGCUACUUUUUCACUGUGGAGUUUGGUCUGUGUAAACAAGAGGGGCAGCUAAGAGUCUUUGGUGCUGGCUUGCUUUCUUCUAUCAGUGAACUCAAACAUGCACUUUCUGGACAUGCCAAAGUAAAGCCCUUUGAUCCCAAGAUUACCUGCAAACAGGAGUGUCUCAUCACAACUUUUCAGGAUGUCUACUUUGUAUCUGAAAGCUUUGAAGAUGCAAAGGAGAAAAUGAGAGAAUUUACCAAAACAAUCAGGCGUCCAUUUGGAGUGAAGUAUAAUCCAUAUACACGGAGUAUUCAGAUCUUGAAAGACGCCAAGAGCAUAACCAGCGCCAUGAACGAGCUGCAGCAUGACCUUGAUGUUGUCAGUGAUGCCCUGGCGAAGGUCAGCAGGCAACUGAGCAUCUGACAGUUGCCAGCCUAAUCCCGAAAGCAUCUGAGCAUCAAUUCAGAGGCCUGUGGGCCAGCUAUUGCUUUGAAGACCUGGUUGUGGAAGGACAGCAGCCAAAUAUUCUCUACUCCUAUUCUUUAAUGGACCACUAGUCUUUGAAACUUGUACCUGGAUACUCUAGCCACUGUUUUGUUUUUU
Camelus dromedarius (Arabian camel) is the source of this 2401-nucleotide messenger RNA. It is a transcript of the gene TPH1, whose product is annotated as tryptophan hydroxylase 1. NCBI's taxonomy places the organism in Eukaryota, Metazoa, Chordata, Mammalia, Artiodactyla, Camelidae. The transcript is spliced from 12 exons. Gene Ontology annotation, cellular component: neuron projection. Gene Ontology annotation, molecular function: tryptophan 5-monooxygenase activity; iron ion binding. The record is from RefSeq and is a predicted model, not a curated record. Gene Ontology annotation, biological process: serotonin biosynthetic process; aromatic amino acid metabolic process. Bases 887 to 2221 code for a protein of 444 amino acids.